Molecule: messenger RNA, 750 nt
Organism: Symbiodinium pilosum
Lineage: Eukaryota; Dinophyceae; Suessiales; Symbiodiniaceae
Source: the annotation of a GenBank genome assembly
AUGCUUAGCAGUGCAGCCCUGAAGGAUGUGCGCACGAUUCAAGCUGAAGUCGACAAAGCCCUAUCAUUGGUGUUUCGAAGCGCUAUUCGAACCGUGGGGGCAUCUCGUACAGAUAGCGGAGUUCAUGCGCAAGGUCAAGUCUGCCACUUCGAGGCGCCACCCACCUGGGCCAACAGCAACAGCCGACUAGAUCCGGAAGCAGCCCUCCGCCGGCUUCGUUUGACGCUUCCGAAGGCCAUCUUGGCCCUUGAGCUGAGCCUGGCGCCUCAGAACUUCCAUUCAAGGCUAAGUGCCGUGCGGAAGCGAUACUCAUACCGGCUCUCGACAACGAGCCUAGUGAUGCCUUUCGAUGCAAGGCGCUGCUGGCUGUGUGGUGACCUGAAUUUGGAGGCUAUGCAAGAGGCCAUUGGUGCCAUGAGUGGCAGGCAGAUAGACUAUUCAGCUUUCAGUGCCGGAGAGAAUGAUCCAAAUUACCAUGGGUCCGUGGUGAAAGUCGUUGAGCUGUCCAUGCAAGUGACUGGGAGAGAGAGGAUUCUGAUCCUCGCGGUGUCAGAGCGCUUCCUGUAUAAGAUGGUUCGCCGAAUCGUUGGGGGACUUGUUGAAGUUGGCAAAGGCCGCGUAGCAGCCUCAAGCCUGGCAGCGGCAGACCGACGACAGAUACCCACUGCACCGCCCGAAGGCCUCACUUUGGAAGAGGUGGCGUACCCGUUCGCUCUCCAACGAGGGGUAGAAGUAGAUUCCACAGGCUAG